Aspergillus niger is the source of this 1503-nucleotide messenger RNA. RefSeq lists its product as uncharacterized. Lineage: Eukaryota; Fungi; Ascomycota; Eurotiomycetes; Eurotiales; Aspergillaceae. Gene Ontology annotation, molecular function: monooxygenase activity; oxidoreductase activity, acting on paired donors, with incorporation or reduction of molecular oxygen; heme binding. The transcript has 3 exons. The record is from RefSeq and is a predicted model, not a curated record. Bases 1 to 1503 code for a protein of 500 amino acids.
AUGGCCAUUAACGCUUUGAGUAUAGCUAUCUCCCUGCUGGUGAUUUAUCCCAUAAGCCGCAUUGUUUACAAUGUGUUUUUCAGUCCAUUGAGCCAUUUACCCGGGCCAAUUAGCUGGUCUGCCACUCGUUUGCCGUUUACCAGGGCACUACUUCGGGGCACGAUUGUCCAUGACUUCGAAAGAUUGCAUCGCAAGUACGGCCCAGUUGUUCGCACCGCCCCUGACGAGGUCAGCUUUGCCAGCGGUGACGCUUGGACCGACGUCUACGCGAGUCGGCCUGACGAUCGGCAACUUCUCAAAGAUCCCCUCUGGUGGCGCAGGCAGCCUGGCCAGCCUGAUACUCUGUUGAGUGCAAUCCAUCCGGCGAAACAUUCCCGCAUGCGUAAACUACUCGCUCCGGCCUUCACCCCGCGUGCCUUGAGGGUGCAGGAGCCUGUGCUACAAAGAUAUGCCUCACUUCUUGUUGACCGUAUCAAAGACCAAGUCUCAGUCGCUGGCACAGACGGGGCAGUGAUUGACAUGGGCCCCUGGUUCAAUUUCACCACAUUUGACAUUUUUGGCGACCUCGGCUUUGGCGAGUCAUUCAAUUGUCUGCAGCACUCACAGUACCACCCCUGGAUUGCACUAUUAUUUGGUAGUGUUAAGGCAGCAUCAUUCAUUGCGGCAGCGCGGUAUUACCCCCCGUUGGAAGCGCUACUGAUGAAAUGCAUCCCCCGCUCGCUGCACGAAAAGAGUCAACGCCAUUACCGGCAAAUCAUCGACAAGAUCGACCGACGGCUCAGCUGGGAGCUUCAGCGACCGGAUAUCAUGUCUCACCUAAUCGAUGAGAAUGGCCAAGUGGCAUUACCACGGGGAGAGCUCAAUUCGACCUUUAUGAUUUUGACUACAACGGGCAGUGAAACGACUGCCACCGUGUUGACGGGCAUUCUGACCUAUCUAGUGAAUCAACCAAAAGUUUUGGGGCGCCUCAUCGGGGAGAUCCGUGGAAGGUUCGAAUCUAGUCAAGACAUCAGCCUGUCAGUAGCGGCGGAUCUGCCGUACCUCGCUGCAGUGAUUCAGGAGGGUCUCCGACUGUGUCCACCUGUGCCGUGGAUGCUUCCCCGCCAGGUGCCGCCGGGAGGCAGCACGGUGUGUGGGACUUGGUUACCGGGCGGAACCGCGGUUUCCCUGCAGGCUUACACUCUCAAUCGCGACCCCUCUCGGUUCCAUGCAGCCUCCUCCUUUUUACCCGAGCGAUGGCUCCCGGAUGCUUCGAGUAAUCCCAACUCCAACUUUUACCAGGACGACCGUCACGCCGUGCAGCCGUUCAGCAUGGGACCGCAGUCUUGUCUAGGUCAGCACCUGGCAUGGGCGGAGAUGAGGUUGAUCCUUACCAAGUUACUGGUCAAUUUUGACUUCGAGGCGGUAGAGGGGAAACAGUUGCGAUGGGAAGAAUUGCGGACCUUCUUGUUGGUGGAGAAGCGCCCCUUGGAGGUGCGAGUGCGGCUGGCCCCGGUCAAUUGA